GCUACUAGUAACAAAGGCAUUUCUGUAUAGGUUUCCGUCCCUCAGACUUCAGACGGCUUCUCGGGCCGCGUCUCUCAGAGUCACGGUUUCCACGUUUUCAGACACGGUUUCGUCGUCGCGUGCGUCGACGACCUGUCGCGACCUUGGUUCGUUCACAUGGAUUAUGCGAGCUUUCUUCAUUCGGAAUGAGAAGGGGUGGUUUCUCUUGCAAUGAGACGGCUCAAGUAUUCAGCCAUGUCAUGUCCCAAUCCCUUUCCUGCUUUGCCCGGAUCACAUGAAAAAGGAUCUGUUUCCGGCCAUCUUCCAUCGCAGUCAUCCGAGCCUCCACGUCAGUUGGAUCAUUUGGAGCACGCUUCUUUUGGGAGCGGCGCAAGUUCCGACGGAACUACCUGGACUGGUUUCCUUCUAUGAUACAGACCUGGAUUUAGGAGAGAUCGAGGGGGUGUUUCAAUUCGUGAAGGCGACUUCAGAGGCAAAUAUCGACAACUACAAUGUCUACUGGGGUUCUUCAGCUACUGUGAAGCUCUUGCCUUUUAUCCAACUGACCGCCAACGGCUUACCACCCAGCUACACCGUUCCAGCGAACACCCUCGUACCCUCGAGUGCGACCCACUUCCUCGUCUAUAGCUCCAACUCCUUUGGCGAAGCUGCGACGGCCUCGAGCCUGGCCUUCACCGAUCGGCACUUGCCGGUGGAGGGCCCCUCGGCGGUCGCCUUCACGGACACCGACGAGAAGCACGGGGAGGUGACUGGAACCAUCACUAUCACAAGAGCUUCAAGUGAGUCGGACAUCACAGACUAUGUCUUGUAUUGGGGCUCCUCACCGACAAGCUUCUUGUCGUACAUCGUUGCCUUGCCCGUGGCCAGUUCUCCCUUGACCUAUGACUUCAAUGGAGCCUUGGUGCCGACUGGUGGCACGCACAUCCUGGCCUAUUCGAUGAAUGCCCAUGGCCUGAAUGAAGCAAGCAUUGCAUCAGUCAGUGCCUAUGACAGGGCCCUUCCUGAAGAGAAUGCAACGUCCUUGAGCUUUACAGAUCUCGAUUUGGUGAAGAAUGAGAUUGGUGGUUUUAUCACUGUGGGCGCAGCGGUGGAUGAGAGCAUCAUCACUGGCUAUGCACUCUACUUUGCGACCAGCUCUGAUGGUCCGCCUGGACCCUUCGUGGGAUUGGCCACGGCCACCGGAAGUGAUGUGGCGUACUUCUUGCCGACGGAUACCGCCAUGCCCAGUAGCUAUCCAUAUUUGCUGGUGCGGAGUCGAAGUGCGGAUGGGGAGAUGGACAAUGGCAUUGGGAUCCCACUGGUGGAUCGAUACGUCCCGCAGUACCAGGCCCAAGCCAUCUCUUUUCAAGAUGAAGAUUUGCUCUCUGGAUUCAUCGCAGGGACGGUGGAAGUCACUGCGGCUGCCACCGAAACCGACAUUACCAAGUAUGGACUCUAUUUUGCAGACAUGUUCCAGCAACCAGUGUCAUUGAUUGUGGAUUUAGAGCAAGGGAGUUAUUUGAACUACAGCAUUCCUGCAGGUACCAGCAAGCCGAGCACGGCCGAAUAUUUGUUGGUGCUCAGCGGGAACCACUUUGGCUAUAUGACCACUGGUGUUUCUAUGACCUUGGUGGAUAGCGCUUAUCCCAUCAACCUCCCAAGCCAGAUUCAGUUUGAUGAUCUUGACAUGGAUGCAGGAGAGAUUGGAGGAUCUUUAACUGUCAUGAGAGCCACAGACGAGAGUGAUGUAACUUCAUACACGGCCUACUAUGGCAGCUCCAGCACGGCUGACUCCUCCACUCAAGUACAGCUGAUUGGUGAAAUCUCCAUUGCAAGCUUGCCGGGAGCAAGCACAUCAGCAGUCUUUACCAUUUCACUGAACACCAUCCCACCGACCGCCACUCACCUUUUAGCAUUCAGCAAGAAUGCUGUGGGCGAAAGUCUCAGUGGAAUAAGCACAUCCUUGGUCGACAAGACCAAUUUCUUUCCCACCGUGGCAGUGAGUAGCGUGGCUUUUGCAGAUGCCGACAGCGUCGUUCAGCAGGUGGGUGGAUCCGUCACAUGGCUGGCUCCCGCGAAUACAGCGGGCCUGACUCAUUAUUCAGUAGUUUUUGCACAAGAUGCCUCCGGCACGGGGCGCCUGACGAUGUGUGCAAGCAUUGCCAUUGGCAUCCAGAGCUGCGCAAUUCCACUGGGAACAUCCUUGGGGAGUGGUUUGAGCACAUUUACUCACAUCAUCGUGUUCACGAACAACGGAUUUGGUGAAGGUCCCGGGCAAGCGAUCACACUCACCGACUUGGCGGCGCCGGUGGCCAUCGUCUCCUCCGUCACCUUCGUGGACACCGAUCCGGGCACCGGACAGGUGGGUGGCACCGUGGCCUGGGCGGCGCCCGCCAACCCCGCGGGCGCUUCGCAGUUCACGGAGUACCGAGUCUACUUGACAGAUGAUGGCUUCAUGCCGACCAACUUGCAGCUCUUGGGCCAGUCGGCCUAUGGAAUCGACACCUUUCUCAUCGCCGAUGGCCAGGUGCUUGGGAACUUUACCCAUUUGGGUGUUUUCACCAAGAACGCGGCAGGGGAGGCCCUCACUGGCUCUUACGUCGCAGUGGUGGAUCGCUUCUUGCCACUCCUCGCGGUCUUGAACUUGUUUUUCGUGGAUUCCGACCUGACUGUGGGUGAGAUUGGCGGUGGGCUCAUUUGGGACGAGCCCGCUGAUGUCUCCAGCAUCACACAUUACAGCAUCCGCGCCGAGUGCGGAAGUCAGCUGGUUGUCUUGGGACAGGUGUCAGUUGGCACGACCAGCUUCCAGGUGCCGAGUGACACGCCGUUGGGCAACUGCAGCAGCCUACGGGUGGUGGCACAGAAUGAUCUUGGUGACUCGCAGAUCUUUGCUGAGAGAAGUAUCGAGGACAAGUCCAUUGAGAGUUGCCCAAACGUCAGUGAGCAUUCCUUCUCUUCCAGCCAGUGGCGUUUGGUGCCUCACAAGGGCGCCACCAGCAAAUGGCGUCUCCAGGGCGUGCGCUUCUAUGAGGACGCGCUUUGCACCAUGCAGAUCGCCACGGUGCCGGACCGGUGGCCACGGCGAGCGAACGUGCUGCCGGGCGCACCUUUCGCAGUGCCGGGUGCACCGGUGCUGCAUGAAAUCUUCAAGCUUGGAGUUCCAGCAGGCGGUGCAGAAAGGCCAUGGUGGUCCAGUGGGACGCUUGGAGGUGCAAGCAGCGCUAGGUUUUGAAGCUCGGGACUCUCAUCAAUCUGAGUGACUAGUGCAGUCGCACACCGAAAGCCAUCGGUGGGAUCCUACAAGAACCUGGUUUUCUCAGUCACACUAUUGGUUCAAUCUUCAAGAAUUCACUAGCGGCACUUGGAUUUCUUCGGUUGAGCUGUUCUGCCAAAAGGGCUGACAUAUUGAAAGAUGAAACUUGGGGAGCCGUCCCUUGGAAGCAGGAGGCGGCUCAGACUUGCAGUUCCCUGUCCUUAGCAACCUCAAGAUCACCUCCCCGCCAACAACCCCCUCUGUGAAAAGGCAAAUAGACCUGUCUACCCAUUCCCAAAUCAAGUCCUUCAAAGCCCUUUCUUUCUGUAUAUAUUGUUUUUUUCUAGUCCCACAUGGUAAGCAGGUGAGACUUGCAAGGACGAAACCUAAAUAAAUAAUGGAAGUGCAACUGCCCCAGUUUCGCGAGUUUCCCAUAAGCUGGACUCGACAAAAACAUAUGCUUCCAUCUCUACCCCGCCAACCUUGGUUUUGGAUGCUUCAAACAAUAAGUUACAAUUCCCAGGACCCACCUGACCCAAAAUCGAAGGUAACUUUUGCUUGUCCUUGCUGUGUAGAGCUUGAUGGACUGCAGCAGCCUCCUGGCCUGUUUCGCCAAUCCCAGGGUGCCUUGUCCUCCCUAUGAGCCCGGCAACAGCUCAGCCCCACACUGCGCCAUUGGCUACCGAUGGGAGUCAGACGUCACCGGCACGGUGCAUGGACUAGGGACCACGGGUCAAGUGAAACGUGAAGGGCAUCAGAUUCAUUGCGUCGAGCUCGACCAAUCAACUGUGCCAGGCGAAUACGCCACGGACCUGUCUUUGCAGUGGUACGAUGCCAACAGCGGUCGCUUUCGGAGCUUGCUCCGGCGUCAUGCCUUUGGUGGGCCGCUGGUGAUGUCUUACCAAGGCGUUUUGGCCUUGGAAUGCGCAGCACUUGGUGCAUAAAUGCGCUUGAUCUGGAUAAAGCUCAGAUUUGACUCGCUCAGAGAACUUGUCUUGAAAUAGGAGGUCACUUAAUGUGGCCCCUAUCAAUGGGAAAGAGCUUCUGAACAAGAGGACGACACGGAGCAAGGGGUACCAGCAGCUGUUCCGCAAGCUUCCACGUCACAAGCUCGAGCAACGAAUUUGGGGUCGUCAAUGGUCGUCAAUGAUCUCAUGUUCUACGUGAUAGAUGACGAAUGUGCCUUCAUGGCCCGUGCGCGAUUCCAUCUUGGACGGCAUUGAAGAGACCCUACGGGACACAACCUCCAUUUGACAAUCCCUCGAC
Durusdinium trenchii is the source of this 4498-nucleotide messenger RNA. The record is from the annotation of a GenBank genome assembly. Lineage: Eukaryota; Dinophyceae; Suessiales; Symbiodiniaceae.